Ilex paraguariensis (yerba mate) is the source of this 294-nucleotide messenger RNA. The record is from the annotation of a GenBank genome assembly. NCBI's taxonomy places the organism in Eukaryota, Viridiplantae, Streptophyta, Magnoliopsida, Aquifoliales, Aquifoliaceae.
AUGGCACACAACGUGCAUAGGAUGUCAUCACUCUUAGGCGGUGCACUUUUCAUAGCCGAUGAUGUCUUCCCCGGAACUCCAGUCCUUCAUGCUGGCUGGCAUGUCGCAUUUGCGAAAAGAGCAAUCCAAGAUCCAGACUUGAGGAUGGCGCACAACGUGCAUAGGAUGUCAUCACUCUUAGGCGGUGCACUUUUCAUAGCCGAUGAUGUCUUCCCCGGAACUCCAGUCCUUCAUGCUGGCUGGCAUGUUGCUGCUGCUGUUGGAGUUAGCACCUGUAACAAGGUUCUAGAGUAG